CGAGUCUGCAAGUUGCCAAGAACAAGUUUCAAUAUGGCGUCCAAGGUUACUGGAUAAGAAAAGGAACCAAAGAUGUGGGACUUACGAUCUCCUUGGUCCUUUGCGGAUUGGGGCCCUCCCAUUCCUGAGAAAGAUGCAUCGUGUGCCCCACUUUGUCAGCAUCCUCCAUGUUGGCAGUCUAAUCUGAGAAAGUUGAAAGGAAUCAAAGACCUUCCACCUGCAAUCCCACCAAAGGAAGAAAUUGAAACAGACUUGCCAACCUUAAAAGUAUGUAACAUGUUAGAGGAAUAUGGAGACGAUCCCCGUGAUCUGUUUCCUGUGAAGUUUGCUGGAAAACCUCAGCAUGAGCGCUCAAAUUUAAAUAAGCUACCUGGUCCCAAAUCCAGUAAAGCAAGUAGUUUAAAAGUCCCCUCCCCACCAAUUCACACUCCAGUCAGUGAGAAGAAGAUUAAGAGUGCCCCCCAGGGGAAGCCAGUACAACUGGUGGAGGUCCAGGAAGUGUUUGAACCUGAGGAUCUCAAAUGUAGCUGGGAUGAUACUUUCCUCCCCAAGAAAUUUUAUGUCUGGGUCCCCAAUCCAAAAAGGAAACAAAAGCAAGAAAAAUCUGCAUCUAUUGGUGAGAUAGCUAAGGGUAGUCCCCAGAAAGUUUUGGUACGAGAUAUUACAGAGGAUAUGAUCCCCCGCAGUAUUGAGUACGAAAACACCACAAAGCCAUAUGAAGGGCCAGUGAUAAAGAUGCGUAGAAGAAUUACCUCCCCUGCUUCCUCCCGCUAUAGAACACCAUAUUCAAGGUCAGCAGCAGGGAUGCGUUCAGGACCCCAACUUUAUGGGAGUUCAGGCAUUGAGGAAUUACUUGAUCUCCCCCGAGAUAUUCUAGUAAGAGUUUUGGAUCAUGCCAGACAGAGUGAUUUUGCAUCUAGUCAGAAACUCCAUGAACUGAUAAGUAAGUUUGUUCCGAUCAUGGACCGAGAGUCUACCAACAUGACGGCCAACAGUACAGACCUGCUGCAGCAGAAGAAGAUGAACAUCUACGAGGGCAAAGAGAAGAAACAUAAGGAGUCCCAUCUAAUGGAAACAAAGCCUGUUUACUACCUCGACGAGGACGGAGUGGAACAGGAAGUCUUCCCCGAACCCAGGCUGUCACGAGGUCAAAGAUUAAAUGAUAGUGAUUAUGGGUCAUAUCGAGAUCUGUACAUGAGUGGAACCCGAGAGUUCCCCAAACUGAAGAAACCACUGCCACCUAUUGGUGGAACUGUGGAUGAAAAGAUAAAAAUUCCCUCAAUAUCACUUGGCCUGCCAGAGCUUCCUACUGGAGUAAAACACACCAGGACUUUUAACUACUCCAGGAAAAAUUACAGAAAUAUUGACCUUACCAUAGCUCCUGUUCCAACUCCGCCCACCAGCACCAGGACUGAUGACACCACUGCUUCAGAUCACGGCACCACCGUCCAUGUUAACAUUCCCUCUGCUGACUCUGUCAGGGAGGGGGUACCACCCCAGUCUGCCGCUCAGAGGGCUGAAAUGGCACCCCUAUCAAGACAAACGACUGACUCUCGAGAUCUUAUUGAUGCUUUAGCUUAUUAUGGCCUGUACACUGAUUUUGAGUCUUCCAAAUCUGAGAGAUCAGCUUCCCGUACCCCUCUCCAUGCUGUCAGCCCCGCCCAGUCAACAAGGGUGCCCCAGGCCCCAGCCACCACCCCUGCCACCCAUGGUCAGAUGUCCCCCAUGAAGCUUUACCGGGAUCAGUCAGGACUGUCCACUGCCUCCAACAGGAAACCAAAAUCAGCUCCCUCAAACCAGAAUAUAUCGCGAGAAAAUGCCCAGUCCCCCACUGCUGAGAUCCGGGCCCCCACAAACUCCCCCAGGGCCCUCACACCUGAGCAGACAGGUCUUGGAACAAUUCAGGAAACGGGCCUUGAAGAGGGUGAGGGACCGCAUCCAGUAUCACGUGGUGGACGAAGUGUGCGCUUCGCUGAAGAAGUUCCGGAAGUUCCUCCGCCGCCAUCUUCACCUCAACUUCCGGAAGAUGACCAAGAGCCAGCGCAAGAUGUGACACCACAGACUCAGGAACCGAGUGUUCCUGUCUCAAGACAAACGGGCUUCACCAACCAACCCACAUUUAAUACGAUGGAAAAAGAAUUGUCACAAGAUGAAAUCCUGAUCAAGUCGGCAAAGAAACGAGAUUCUAUCAUAUCUACACCAGAACCAUGGCCUCAAGUUAACGAAGCAGAUUACGAUGUUACACCUGCUCACACGAAAAUGACUCUCCACGAUAGCGAACCAAAAGUGAAUGAUUCGCGGAUGGCACAAAUGGAUCCGUACUCGGACAGGUCUGCUGGUACCGGAAGUACGAUUCGUGCAGAUAUAACCAGCAGAGACUCCACGAGAAGUUACAUGACCCACAAAGAGGAAUCGCCAGGGCCUCCUCCCCCGUCCCCAGAGGCUAAAAACGACGAGCAAAGGUCGGCGCGAAGAAGAGAAACGAAAUCCCGCGAAUCUACCACCAUGACACCACUUAUGGAAGAGAAUGAUGAAGAUACGGCAUCGCCCGAUGUUCACAUCAGGACUCUGGUUAUUGAAGUUCCACCAUUAGGACAGAAGGAGACAAAGGAGAAGCCGAAGGGUAAAGCACGAACUACGGACACGUUUGUUAGUAUAGAUAUUCCUGCACAGCCCGUGGUAGAUGAUGAAGUUCCGAACGGUAGUGGAAAGAGACAACUGAUUAGUAAAGGAGGGAGACGGCUGGAGCCACCCUUAGAGGAAAAGGAGGAAGAAUCCACCCCAGAUGGAGGAGGUACUAUCAACACACGAGAACAGAAUUUGUCUGUACAAAGCUCCGUGACCGGCAGAAUUACAGCUGAUGGGGACACCGAUACAGAAUUUGGAUCCGCUGGCGUUGAUCCCUCUAUUGGUGGUAACGUAUCUCCCUCUUCAACAAUCGCAGGAAAUGACAAGAUCGUCAACACGGACCUGAAAAACUUUAUUGAGCAACAAGGUGGAGAUACUUCGAAAAUUGAGGAGGAUAAUGAACCAAAAUCUAGUGAACGCAGGAAGGAUUCUUCCGAAAUGAUGGAAUCGCGGGACUCUUAUUUACCGGAAGGCGAGGAGCAGAAACCGGAGCAGACGAUCGAGAGAGAUGACGUCAAACAAGAGAAUCAGACGGGAGAGGAACAAACAGAGGAGGGUGACACGGAGGGGAAUCUUACCCAGAGGACUGAGCAGGAGGUGACGGAAAACGGGGGCGAUAAUGACGCCUUUAAAUCCCUGCUGGCAGAGGAGCUAGCGCGUAUAAACCAACAGGAUUAAGACAGAGGGUGGCUAUAUAUAUGUGAUUAUAAUUCUGUGAUAUAUCCUGACAUCAUAGAUAGGCCUGUGAUAUCACUGAUAGCAUAAUUGUGAUAAUUUUACAUGUACAUCUAGAAGAGAGCCAAUUUCCUUGAUAAAAUAUUCAAAUAAAUGAAGUGCAUCCGAGAUUUUCAUACAUAAUAUAACGCUCAAUGCUGUAGCCUUUCUGUCAGGAGCUGUGAUUGAAACUUUUUAUUUGUAUCUGUGAUACAUGUAUAUCCAUUAUGUAUUUUUAUUGAAAUAUGAGAAAGCAUUUUUGAAAAUUUCUCUCAGGUUAACGGCACGUCGAGCAUUUAUAUCCAUACGAAUUUUCCCAUAAAAUCUUUCAGAUAUUCACGCGUGAUUCCAGUAAACAUUCAUCAAGAGUUAUUGGUGGUUUGGCUGCACUUCCCUCGUGGUGAUACAUUUAACAGAAUACAAAUAAAAUUCAUUUUUCAAGGAAUUAUUUUAAAAAAUCAUUUUAAUUUUCAAUUAUUUUAUUUUUGAUACACCAAUAAAUGAAUACAAUGGUAAAAAACGUUUUGAACGGAUUAAAAUUGGAUUUAAUUUAGAUACAUCAUGCAAU
Molecule: messenger RNA, 3910 nt
Organism: Saccostrea cuccullata (small rock oyster)
Lineage: Eukaryota; Metazoa; Mollusca; Bivalvia; Ostreida; Ostreidae
Exons: 16
Coding region: 73-3306 (1077 amino acids)
Source: RefSeq, a predicted model, not a curated record